CAUCGUUUAUGUAUGAUUUGCAUUAUGUCAAAGCCGACGUAUCUAUUAUCAUUCGUUCUGAUUACAUCAUUAGCUGUGGCUUAUGACCAGAAGGAUGUUGCCGCGUGUCCAUUAACAUUUUGCCAACCGAACGAGAUGUGUUUUAACUUGGAUACUACUGGCGCUAUUACUGGACUUUUACCUGGUAUAUCGCAUGUUUCUCCAAUGACGCCAAUUAUAAGUGGAAAACCUUGCAGCAGACAAAUCGUCAUAAAAGCACAUUUCCUUAAAGGCACAUUGCCAGUUGCAUGUCCAACCGACAAGAGAGACACAUCUUCGAUUUCGCUACCUUCACAGAAAAUGCUUAAGAUACAGCUGUAUUUGUCGAAUUCUGAACGAUACAACCAUAUGUUUAAUAUAGGGGACAGUCAUUCCAAUAAUGGUCAUGGUGGAGACUCAGGUCACCAAAGUUAUGAUUCAGAGAUUCAUGGACGUUAUCCACACAUAGGAGUUUAUGAAAAUGACCAUUGUUUUGGUCUAUCGAGCAUCCAUCUGUAUACUUUAUUUAAGCCAGCAAGCUUGAUAAAUGUGUGGGUCAGUAACGGCUUCGUCAAGAUGUCGAGUGACAACGGAUUAAUUUUUUCCAACUGUUCAUCAUGUUUGUUUGGUCUCAGUGGUCAACUGGAUGCGGAAGGAAUCGAAAAUGAGGACAUUUUCAUUUCUGCAAAUAGAGUGAUAAACACGUAUAUUGGUGGGAGAGUAGGAUAUGGAAUCUGUUUCAUGAAACUGCGUUGGGUGUCUGGGCCAAAUGAAUAAGUUUGCAGUUACCUUUAUUCACUUAUGAAACGAAUAAAGAAAGAAAUGACUAUAUAGCAUAACAUUUUGUCAAUUCUGUUUUUACCACGGACUUAAACAAAUUUUUUACCCUAAAAACAGUCA
This is a messenger RNA of Ruditapes philippinarum (Manila clam), 918 nucleotides long. RefSeq lists its product as uncharacterized. The record is from RefSeq and is a predicted model, not a curated record. The transcript is spliced from 5 exons. NCBI's taxonomy places the organism in Eukaryota, Metazoa, Mollusca, Bivalvia, Venerida, Veneridae. The coding region runs from base 13 to 795 and encodes 260 amino acids.